AUGCUUUUCUCUCAUUUAAUACUCACUUCAAUACUUCCAUUAUAUACACUUGGAUUGGACUUAGACACAUCAGAUUCAAGUUCUAUUUGUGAUGCAGCAAGUAUCAUAGCCACAGGUGCUCUUCAUUAUUAUGAUGGUUCAACUUAUGGAGGUUCAGUCGGUUGUUUCAAACCUCCUUAUUAUUGGUGGGAAUAUGGUGUUGCAUUUGGUUCAUUAAUUAGAUUUCAACAUUUAUGUCAAAACACUUCAUACGAAGAUAUGAUUUACACUGCUUUAUUAUCACAGGCUGGUGAUGAACAUAAUUAUCAACCUACAAAUCAAUCAAACACUGAAGGUAAUGAUGAUCAAGCAACUUGGGGGUUGACAGUCUUAGAAGCUGCUGAAUAUAGUUUUAAAGAUCCAAAGCAAAAUGGUAACCCAUAUAGUUGGACAGAGUUGGCUGAAAAUGUCUUUGAUGCUAUUUAUAAAAGAUGGGAUGAAGAUAGUUGUAAUGGUGGGUUAAGAUGGCAAUAUAAUAAAGAUCGUGGUGGUUAUAAUUAUAAGGCUACUAUUGCUAAUUCUAAUCUAUUCCAAAUGAGUGCAAGAUUAGCUAGAUUAACUGGUGAUGAGAAAUAUGUUACAGCUGCUAAAGAGAUUUAUAACUGGAUUAUGGGUGCCGGGUUAGCUUAUGAAGGUGAAUGGGGUACAGAAGUUUAUGAUGGAACUUAUACUGAUGAUAAUUGUACAGAUGUUACAAAAGUUUUAUGGACUUAUAACUAUGGUGUCUUAUUAGGUGGUACAGCUUACUUGUAUGAUGUUACAAAAGAUGAAACUUGGAAAGAUCGUACAAACAAGAUCAUUUUAGGUUCUCAAACUUUAUACAAUAAUUCAGUGUUGUAUGAACGUGCUUGUCAAACGUACAACAUUUGUAACACUGACCAACGUGUUUUCAAAGCUGUUUAUGCAAGAUAUUUAGCUCAAGCUUCUAAAUUGAUUCCAGAUUUUGAAGAAACAAUUACUGGAUUGAUUAAACCAAGUGCUGAAGCUGCUGCCAAAUCUUGUUCUGGUGGUUCAGAUGGUGUUACAUGUGGAUUAAGUUGGAAUGAUGAUGGUUGGGAUGGUUAUUAUGGGUUGGGUGAACAAUUAAAUGCUUUGGAAAUCAUUCAAAACUUGUUGAUAAAUGAUAGAGAUGGUCCAAAGAAGCAUAAAUAA
Molecule: messenger RNA, 1191 nt
Organism: Hansenula anomala
Lineage: Eukaryota; Fungi; Ascomycota; Saccharomycetes; Phaffomycetales; Wickerhamomycetaceae
Product: glycoside hydrolase family 76 protein
Exons: 1
Coding region: 1-1191 (396 amino acids)
Biological process (GO): fungal-type cell wall biogenesis; budding cell bud growth; carbohydrate catabolic process
Molecular function (GO): mannan endo-1,6-alpha-mannosidase activity
Source: RefSeq, a predicted model, not a curated record